Messenger RNA from Phaeodactylum tricornutum CCAP 1055/1, 930 nucleotides. RefSeq lists its product with no specific name. The record is from RefSeq and is a predicted model, not a curated record. The annotation marks the transcript as partial. Lineage: Eukaryota; Bacillariophyta; Bacillariophyceae; Surirellales; Neidiaceae. Gene Ontology annotation, molecular function: 3-dehydroquinate synthase activity. Gene Ontology annotation, biological process: antibiotic biosynthetic process. The transcript has a single exon.
GUGCUGCCCGGUGGGGAACCUGCGAAGCGACCUACCGCCGUGGACCAAAUUCUUGACGACUUGUGCGCUUACAAGCUCCGCCGUCGGGAGCCAUUCUUAGCUAUCGGAGGCGGUUGUUUGUUAGACAUUGCCGGUAUGGCAGCUUGUCUCUACAGACGUGGUGUCCCCUUCGUUCGGGUCCCUACCACACUGCUGUCUAUUGUGGACGCUAGCGUAGGAGUGAAAAAUGGUGUCGACUUUUGCUGCCGUGCGACCGACGAGACGUACAAAAACAGAAUUGGAUCGUUCUAUGCACCCUCGUCCUGUUUAUUGGAUCCGGCCUUCAUUGCUUCUCAAGAUAAACGCAACAUUUGCAAUGGCUUUGGCGAAAUCGUCAAGCUAGCCCUCGUUCGUAGCGUCGAUUUGUUUGAAUUGCUAGAAACCCAUGGUGCCGCUUUGGUCGAAUCUAGGUUUCAAGUCACAGACAACAUACCCGCUAACGUUGGUACCCGAAUUAUCGAUUUGUCCAUUCAAAUCAUGCUGGAAGAACUCGGUCCCAAUCUUUGGGAGACUACACUAGAACGCUGUGUUGACUACGGGCACACCUUUUCCAAGCUACUUGAAAUGGUCCCCGGUGCAGAUAUUAUGCACGGUGAAGCCGUCAACGUAGACGGUUUUUUCUGUUGCAUUUUGAGCUAUUUACGUGGCUACAUUCCCCGUGAAACAGUCCAGCGCGUGCUGAAUUGUAUGCAAAGUUUGGCUUUGCCGACCCAUUCGGCUGAUCUGAAUCCGACUUUGGCCUGGCAGAGCUGCAAAGAUGCGGUAGAGCACCGUCAUGGAGAACAGCGUAUUCCAUUGAUUACAGAAAUUGGAGAAAGUAUCUGUGUCAGUGAUAUAACGCAAGAAGAACUAAGUCGGGCUCUGGACGUAUGGAAGGAGUUUGAGCCGUAG